GGCCCUGCCUUGCUUCGUCCCCUUGCAAAACCUGCACCAGAAUUGGGCAAAGGAAGACGACAGCAGCCGAGGCACGACAGGGUGGCGCUACAGGCUCCCCCAGCCUCAGCUCAUCCUUCCAGGAGUGAGCAGCAGCCCCUCUGCGUGUGCAGCAGGGGUCUGCUGGGAGCGAUGCCUCUAAGUGAGUGACACACACAGGAACCAGGAACGGGAAGCCUCACCCUGCUGGAAUCCAGGGGCAGGGCUGGAAGAAAAAGGAAAACAAGCGGGGUGUGCUCCAGCUCUGCUCUGGGCUCUCCCUCCCUCGGCAGACGCCAGCAGCUGGCUUGCUCCAGCCUUCAACGCACAUUCCAGAACACCGGCUUUCAUAAACACCGCAACUCUCAGCUGUCCCCCCGGGGAGCAGUGCCCAGCAAGCCCCCAUCAUCUCCAAGAAUAAAUGCUGAAGACAGUGGCCGUGUGGACCUGAAUCACCAGGGAGCCUUCCGGAGAAGGGGACUGACAGGGACAGCCACACAGCCUAUAUAAGCUCAGGGGUACAGGGCUCAGCACAGAGCACUGCCCCGGCUCCUGCCCGUCCGAGAGGUGCCUUCGGAAGAGCUACCCUCACGCAGCACCCACCAUGUCCCAGGCUGACGCUCAGGAGACCACCAUCAAGAAAAAGCGGCCCCCUGUGAAGGAGGAGGACCUAAAGGGGGCCCGAGGUAACCUGGCCAAGAACCAAGAGAUCAAAUCCAAGACCUACCAAGUCAUGCGAGAGUGUGAGCAGGCUGGCUCGGCCGCCCCGUCUGUGUUCAGCCGUGCCCGCACCGGCACCGAGACGGUCUUCGAGAAGCCCAAGGAUGCACCUGCCAAGAGUGUCUUCGGCUGAGAGGUGCCCCCCAUCCCCCACCCCCAACUCUGCCACCGCGAACGUCUCAAUGCAAGAGUCUUGCCUAAGGACUGUGCAGCAUACCAGCAUGCUCUGCCCACCUGUGGGUUCCCUGUCUCCAUCACCCUGGCCCUCCACACCCUGCAAACACCAAUAAAGAGGGUGCCCGAGAGGCCCUGGCACCGCCA
Messenger RNA from Ochotona princeps (American pika), 1059 nucleotides. It is a transcript of the gene MUSTN1, whose product is annotated as musculoskeletal, embryonic nuclear protein 1. The record is from RefSeq and is a predicted model, not a curated record. NCBI's taxonomy places the organism in Eukaryota, Metazoa, Chordata, Mammalia, Lagomorpha, Ochotonidae. Gene Ontology annotation, biological process: chondrocyte proliferation; chondrocyte differentiation; tissue regeneration. The transcript has 3 exons. Bases 623 to 871 code for a protein of 82 amino acids. Gene Ontology annotation, cellular component: nucleus.